This is a messenger RNA of Molossus molossus (Pallas's mastiff bat), 1087 nucleotides long. It is a transcript of the gene RBM18, whose product is annotated as RNA binding motif protein 18. The coding region runs from base 133 to 705 and encodes 190 amino acids. The record is from RefSeq and is a predicted model, not a curated record. The transcript is spliced from 6 exons. Gene Ontology annotation, molecular function: RNA binding. Lineage: Eukaryota; Metazoa; Chordata; Mammalia; Chiroptera; Molossidae.
CACCUGCGGCCUGGCGGCAGGCUCCGUUGAGGCGGACUCGUCUAGUACGUGGUCGACCGCGGGGUCGGAGCCUGCCUCGGGGGCAUGAGCCGAGGGGAAGACGCCGAGGCCCAGAGUAUUUUAUAGAGAUUGAUGGAAGCAGAAACCAAAACUCUUCCCCUGGAGAACGCAUCCAUCCUCUCAGAGGGUUCCCUACAGGAAGGGCACCGGUUAUGGAUUGGCAACCUGGACCCCAAAAUCACAGAAUACCACCUCCUGAAGCUCCUCCAGAAGUUUGGCACAGUAAAGCAGUUUGACUUCCUCUUCCACAAGUCAGGUGCCUUGGAGGGACAGCCUAGAGGGUACUGUUUUGUUAACUUUGAAACUAAGCAGGAAGCGGAACAAGCCAUCCAGUGUCUCAAUGGCAAGCUGGCUCUGUCGAAGAAGCUGGUGGUACGAUGGGCCCAUGCUCAAGUAAAAAGAUAUGAUCAUAACAAGAAUGAUAAGAUUCUUCCAAUCAGUCUUGAGCCAUCCUCUAGCACUGAGCCCACUCAGUCUAACCUAAGCGUCACUGCAAAGAUAAAAGCCAUUGAAGCAAAGCUGAAAAUGAUGGCAGAAAAUCCUGAUGCCGAGUACCCAGCAGCACCUGUUUAUUCCUACUUUAAGCCACCAGAUAAAAAAAGGACUACUCCUUAUUCUAGAACAGCAUGGAAAUCUCGAAGAUGAUGGUUAUGAAUCACUGUAGCAGCAAAAGCAAAUUGGUCUCCACACCUGAAACCCUUUGCCUUUGUACUUUGUAGAUGUGACUGGUACUAUCCAACAGAGCACCACCCCAUGUUAGAGUUUGGUAAAGUGACAUAUUUGGCUGUUCCCAUGGAUGUUUCUACCCUGAAGUAUGUGUGGAAUUGAGCAUCAUCCAGAAUAAAUAGGAUUGUUUCCAAAAUUGUGAUUUGAACACUGGGAUGCUCUAGUUGGCUGGUUUGUUUGGAUUUAUAACUCCAGAAACACUAUAUGGUGUGCCAGAGAGAAAGGCAAACAUUAAAAAUGUUAUUAUUUAGAUCAGGAAACUAAAGUUAUUAUCAUCUUUUAAAAAAUGGAGCAUUUUUCU